CUUUCCUUCUCUCCUGAUAUAGGUGUUUAUUAUUUCCUGACUACACAAGACAAAGCUUAAUGAAGUUCUUUUGGAGUUGAAGGCAAGAUGAAGAUGUGGCUUUUGAUUAGUUACCUAAUUACAAUGUGCUUCAUAUCCUGUUUAGCAGUUGCGGAGGACGGCAAAGGAUUUGGGCCGAUUUUUGAAGAGCAGCCCAUCGAUACCAUCUACCCGGAGGAGUCGCCGGAUGGGAAAGUGUCGCUGAACUGCCGGGCCCGCGCCAGCCCCUUCCCUGUUUACAAAUGGAGAAUGAAUAACUGGGAUAUUGAUCUGACAAAUGAGCGCUACAGCAUGGUAGGAGGCAACCUGGUCAUCAACAACCCUGACAAACUGAGAGAUGCUGGGAAGUACUUCUGCUUGGUUUCGAAUAUCUACGGAAUGGUUAGAAGCACCGAAGCGACUUUAAGUUUUGGGUACCUUGAUCCUUUUCCACCAGAGGAACGAGCAGAGGUCAAAGUGAAGGAGGGGAUCGGCCUCGUUCUGCUCUGUGAUCCGCCUUACCACUUUCCAGAUGAUCUUAGUUAUCGUUGGCUUCUAAAUGAGUUUCCUAUAUUCAUCACGAUGGACAAACGACGCUAUGUGUCCCAGACCAAUGGCAAUCUAUAUAUUGCAAAUGUAGAGGCAUCUGAUAGAGGCAAUUAUUCAUGCUUUGUAUCAAGUCCUUCAAUCACAAAGAGUGUGUUCAGUAAAUUUAUCCCACUCAUCCCUCUUUCUGACCGCACGACAAAGCUGUAUCCUGCCGACAUCAAAGUCCAGUUCAAGGACACAUAUGCACUGAUGGGCCAUAAUGUAACACUAGAGUGUUUUGCCCUUGGAAACCCGGUUCCUGAGAUUCGGUGGCGAAAAGUCCUGGAGCCGAUGCCCAGCACAGCUGAGAUCAGUAUGUCGGGGGCAGUUCUGAAGAUUUUCAACAUCCAGCUUGAGGAUGAAGGAACUUAUGAAUGUGAAGCUGAGAACAUCAGAGGAAAAGAUAGACAUCAAGCAAGAAUUUAUGUCCAAGCAUUUCCUGAAUGGGUUGAGCAUAUCAAUGACACUGAGGCAGAUAUAGGCAGUGAUUUGUACUGGCCUUGUGUGGCUACAGGCAAACCUAUCCCUACAAUCAGAUGGUUGAGAAAUGGAUAUGCGUACCAUAAAGGUGAGCUGAGAUUGUAUGGACUGACCUUUGAUAAUGCUGGGAUGUACCAGUGUAUAGCUGAAAAUGCCCACGGAGCUAUCUAUGCGAAUGCUGAGCUCAAGAUUCUGGCCAUGGCUCCCACCUUUGAAAUGAAUCCGAUGAAGAAGAAGACCUUGGCUGCUAAAGGAGGACGCGUUUUAAUUGAAUGCAAACCUAAAGCUGCGCCUAAACCAAAGUUUUCAUGGAGUAAAGGAACAGAAUGGCUUGUCAAUAGUACUCGAAUUCUCAUUUGGGACGAUGGUAGCCUGGAAAUCAGGAACAUCACAAGGGCUGAUGAAGGCACUUACACAUGCUUUGCAGAAAAUAACAGAGGAAAAGCGAAUAACACUGGAACUCUCUUGAUCACAGAUGCCACGAGGAUCACUUUACCCCCAGCUAAUGCUGAUGUCACCGUGGGUGAGAAUGCCACCAUGCAGUGUUCUGCCUCCCAUGACCCUGCGCUGGACCUCACUUUUAUUUGGUCUUUGAAUGGAUAUGUGAUUGAUUUCAGCAAGGAAAAUAGCCAUUACAUGAGGAAUUUUAUGAUAGAUUCCAAUGGCGACUUGCUUAUUAAAAAAGCCCAGUUGAAACACGCCGGUCGUUACACGUGCACUGCUCAGACAAUCGUGGAUAAUUCUUCCGCUUCGGCCGACCUUGUUGUUCGAGGCCCACCAGGCCCGCCAGGAGGGGUGAGAAUAGAAGACAUUAGAGAUACUUCUGUAGCACUCACAUGGAGCCGUGGCUCAGAUAAUCAUAGUCCAAUAUCUAAAUAUUCAAUUCAGACCAAAACUAUUCUUUCUGAUGACUGGAAAGAUGCCAAAACAGAUCCAUCAAAUAUUGAAGGGAAUAUGGAAUCAGCAAGGGCGGUAGACUUAAUUCCAUGGAUGGAGUAUGAAUUCCGGGUAGUAGCAACCAAUAUAUUGGGAACAGGAGAGCCCAGUCUACCGUCAAACAGAAUCAAAACGGAAGGUGCUGCGCCUAAUGUGGCUCCUUCAGAUGUAGGAGGAGGUGGUGGAAGCAACCGUGAGUUGACAAUAACCUGGGUGCCUUUGUCGAGAGAAUACCACUAUGGCAACAAUUUUGGUUACAUCGUGGCCUUCAAGCCCUUUGGUGGAAAAGAGUGGAAAAAAGUGACAGUUACCAAUCCAGACAUCGGCCGCUACGUCCAUAAGGAUGAAACGAUGUCCCCUUCCACGGAGUUUCAAGUAAAAGUGAAAGCCUUUAACAACAAAGGAGACGGGCCCUUCAGUCUGACAGCAGUCAUUUAUUCAGCACAAGAUGCACCUAGUGAAGCCCCAACAGAUGUGAGCAUAAAAGUCUUAUCUUCUUCAGAAAUCUCUGUUUCUUGGAAACAUGUUUUGGAAAAAACAGUGGAAGGCUACCAGAUCCGUUACUGGGCGGCCCAGGAUAAGGAAGCGGCUGCACAGAGGGUUCAAGUGAGCAGCCAGGACUACUCGGCGAAGCUGGAAAACCUGCUGCCGGAUAUGCAGUACUCCGUGGAGGUGAGGGCCUAUAACAGCGCAGGCUACGGCCCCCCCAGCGACGUCAUUGAUGUCUCCACUCGGAAAGCGCCCCCGAGUCAGCCGCCCAGGAUUAUUAGCUCAGUGAGGUCUGGCUCAAGGUACAUCAUCACCUGGGAUCAUGUCAAAGCGAUGUCAAAUGAGUCUACAGUGACAGGAUAUAAAGUGCUCUACAGACCUGAUGGUGAACACGAGGGCAAGUUAUAUUCAACUCACAGGCAUUCGAUAGAAGUCCCAAUCCCCAGAGACGGAGAGUAUGUUGUGGAAGUUCGAGCACACAGUGAUGGAGGAGAUGGAGUGGUAUCACAAAUUAAAAUUUCAGGUGCAUCUGAGGUUUCACCUAGUCUCUUUGGGUUGUUGCUGCCUGCCUUUGGCGUCCUGGCUUUCUGGGAAUUCUGAUCGUAGCCCGAUGGAUAUCUGCUAUCAACACCGAGCUGUGGACUCUCUACAGAUCUUGAUGGACUCCCAUUCUUUGUGAUUCCUGCGGCACUCUCCAAAGCCAAAUCAAUUCUACUUUUACAAAAUUUGCCCUGCUGGUUUACAGUCAAUUCAAGGACGGAGGCAUUCAGGAACCCCUUCAUCGUACAAAUACUCUUUGGGAUGUAUACAAAAUGAUUUUUAACUUGUUACAAUAUGCCUUAUAAAACUCUUAAACUGAUCUGUGACAGUUGCAUGAUUUGGUCAAUAGAGCAAGUUAAGUGUUAACAUCCACUAAUAUAGGUUGUACAGUAAGAGGAAAAUCACCACCCAAAGGUGCUUUAAUAAUAACAAGUUGCGAAGUAUCCUAGAGACUGAAAUAUUGAUUUAUGUGAUAAAUGUAAGAAUAACUCAGUCCAUUGGUACUCUCUUCCCUGUUUCGUGUCUCCCGUAUUUUAGAAUGGCCGCUCUCAUUGCCGAUGCUUUGUUUUUAAGAAGUACAGUCAAAGCAAAGCCAUUCGCUUCAUUUUGUAGUGAUUUCCCCACCCUAGAAAUACAUACACACAUCCAUAUAUACAUCCAUAUAUAUAUAUACAUAUAUAUAUUUCUCAUUUUGAAAGCAGUCCAACUAUGGUGUUUCAGUGAAAGAAACGCAAACAUUUUUGUUUUAAAUAUUGAAAUCCCCACAGGAACCAUUCUGAAGCUUAGUAUAGAAAUGUGGAUUGUCAGUAUUGGAGUGGUUUUCUACAAUAAACCAGUUCGUUUAGAUUGGGGGGAGGGGGAGAGGGUCGUACUGCUGACAUUCAUUUUUUACAGACGUGAAAGCUAUUAGAAGGUUUGGAAAGAACCGUUGUUAUUGAUCAGAAGCACAAAAAGAGGAGAAUGCAAAGAGGAGAAUGCUUUCAUAAUAUCCUGUCUUCUUCUUAGCCUUCAUUCCCACCUAUGACCUUUCUGUAGUCAAGCUCAGAACUUAAGGCAGUUAGCUUUGGAUAGGAGAAGUUUUUAGUACUUUCCUUCUCUGAAAUGAUUUCUACGAAAUGUUUCCACUUCAACGCACUACUGAAAAAAGGCUACAGGGCACCGAAAGAGCAAAGCAAUAUAUUUUGUGGUUUCGUUUUUGAAGAAUCAACGAACUUGGCCAUUUAGCAGAAGUCAAUGGUGUUUAGAUUCUGAUUGUGUCUACCAAGAGUUCAGGUUAAUGAGUUUUUAUAGAUUGUAAGUGGGGGGGGGGGAGAAUAUUGAGUGUGAAUGUGGAAGAAACUCAUUGAUAAUAAAUCAAGUGUCUCAAGUAAUAGUGCAAUGCCUGACGCUUCAAAAACAAUAAGCUCUGAAUCAUAUUUUCCUAGCAUAUCCUUGCUAGCUAAUUAGACAUAGAGUUUAUCUUUUUAGGAGGAUAUCUUAGAGAUUCAUUAAAAAUAUUUAUAAGAAGUGAGACUAGAUCUACUUUAUGCCCCUUUCUUUAAAUUGUAUAAUUUUGUACUAUAUAUUUAAAUGUAAAUGUUUAGAAUCUUCAUUAUACAAAUAAUACUAUUGCAUUCAUUUGCUUUGAAGUAUUUGUUAUUAUAUAGAAACUUUUUACAAAUAGGUGAAAUGGCUAAUUUCCCACAGAGAGAAUAUCAGCGAUUUUAAGAUCACUGCUGAGUUUCACCAAAAAAGAAAAUUGUUUGGGAGAGAAAAACAUCUUUAUAUUGAAAAGAAAUUAAUUCUCUGGAAGCCUCCCACACAUUUGUUCUAUUGUUUCAUUUCUCACCGGGUUUUGUUUUUACAAUGUGACCGGCCCUUUUGGAUACUUUACUAUAAUCAGAACUACAAUCUUUUGUUUGAUACAUGCUUGCCCCUUUUCCUAUCCUGACACAUGACAGUAAGGAGCAAAACUGGUUAGUUUUUGCAUGGAGUGAUUAUGGAAGAGAAAAGAAAAACGAGAAUUUAGGGAUUUUUCAAAAUCUGUAUUGCAAAGAUUAACAAGAUUGCAGUAGCUCACGUAAUGAUCACGCACCUUUGCUUUCUUAUUGUUUCACAUGAUUAUUCUGGUUUAACUGGGACCUUACGUUGAGACCGUUGCCAGUCAAUCUAACUAAUCUAUUCUCUGUUUUAAGACACCAGGUUCUUAAUUGAAAUUUCUAUAGAGAUCCACACAUUUGUUGUUCCUUUGUAUUUCAGGAAAGAUGAUAUUCAUUUGAUAAUGAUGAUGCAUAGAUAGUUUUUUUUAGUUCUUUUUUAUCCUUUUUUCAAUGGAGUAGACUAGGACCAAGCUUUGUCCUUUCUAUGAAUGAAAAAUAAAUUAUAAUGAAAUAAAUGUAUCAUUGUUACCCAAGA
Molecule: messenger RNA, 5445 nt
Organism: Monodelphis domestica (gray short-tailed opossum)
Lineage: Eukaryota; Metazoa; Chordata; Mammalia; Didelphimorphia; Didelphidae
Gene: CNTN1
Product: contactin 1
Biological process (GO): brain development; cell-cell adhesion; axon guidance
Cellular component (GO): plasma membrane; axon
Molecular function (GO): cell-cell adhesion mediator activity
Source: RefSeq, a predicted model, not a curated record